Messenger RNA from Mytilus californianus (California mussel), 7739 nucleotides. RefSeq names its product cyclin-dependent kinase 8-like. Gene Ontology annotation, molecular function: cyclin-dependent protein serine/threonine kinase activity; ATP binding; RNA polymerase II CTD heptapeptide repeat kinase activity. The record is from RefSeq and is a predicted model, not a curated record. The coding region runs from base 44 to 1369 and encodes 441 amino acids. Gene Ontology annotation, cellular component: nucleus; mediator complex. Gene Ontology annotation, biological process: protein phosphorylation. Lineage: Eukaryota; Metazoa; Mollusca; Bivalvia; Mytilida; Mytilidae. The transcript is spliced from 13 exons.
AAGCACCUUUAGGAAAAAUAAAUAUUUUGCCUCGUCUGAGAAAAUGGAUUUUGAAUAUAAACAGAAAACGAAUGCAGAAAGAGCGAAAGUAGAGGACCUUUUCGAUUACGAAGGAUGCAAAGUUGGACGAGGAACUUAUGGACAUGUGUAUAAAGGCAAAAGGAAGAACAGGUUAAAUACUGAUGGAAGAGAAUAUGCCUUAAAACAGAUAGAAGGUACAGGAAUUUCUAUGUCAGCAUGUAGAGAAAUUGCUCUGUUGAGAGAGUUAAAGCAUCCAAAUGUUAUCAGUCUACAGAAAGUUUUCCUGUCACACACAGACAGAAAAGUAUGGCUACUGUUUGACUAUGCAGAACAUGAUUUAUGGCAUAUAAUAAAAUUUCAUAGAUCAGCAAAAGCAAACAAAAAACAGAUAGAUGUACCAAAAAAUAUGGUGAAAUCUUUGUUGUUCCAAAUCCUUGAUGGGAUACAUUAUCUUCAUGCUAACUGGGUAUUACACAGAGAUCUGAAACCUGCCAACAUUUUAGUGAUGGGUGAAGGUGAAGAACGAGGCCGAGUCAAAAUAGCUGACAUGGGAUUUGCCAGAUUAUUUAAUUCACCAUUAAAACCUCUUGCUGAUUUAGAUCCAGUGGUUGUGACUUUCUGGUACAGAGCUCCAGAACUUUUACUUGGUGCUAGACAUUAUACAAAAGCUAUAGAUAUAUGGGCUAUUGGUUGUAUAUUUGCAGAAUUAUUAACAUAUGAACCUAUAUUUCAUUGUCGUCAAGAAGACAUAAAAACAAGUAAUCCGUAUCAUCAUGACCAGUUAGAUCGUAUAUUUAAUGUAAUGGGAUUUCCACAAGAUAAAGAUUGGGAAGAUAUAAGAAAAAUGCCAGAGCAUGGCACAUUGACUAAAGAUUUUAAAAGAUCAAAUUAUGUAAAUUGUAAUUUAGUAAAAUAUAUGGAAAAACACAAAGUAAAGCCCGACAGUAAACAGUUUCACUUGUUACAAAAGUUGCUGACUAUGGAUCCAACUAAAAGAAUUACCUCAGAACUAGCAAUGAAAGAUCCCUACUUUUUAGAGGACCCCCUACCAUCUCAGGAUGUGUUUGAAGGCAAAAACAUUCCAUAUCCUAAACGUGAAUUCCUCACUGAUGAUGAUGAUGACAAGGCAGAUACAGGAGCAAGCAAGGCUGGAGGCGCCGAUCAGUCAUCAGGACACAAUCAGCCACCAGCGAAGAGAGUUAGAGUUAUGCCCCCUUCUACGGUCAGUAGUUCAAUGGUUUCAAGUGAUUAUCAGCAUAUUCAUAAUGUUCAAGCACAGCAGGCACUACAGUUUUCCUCCAGCAAUAUACAGACAUCAACUUCAUCCACAUAUACAUCAAGAUUCUGAGGGAUUUAAAUGGUCACCAUCUGCUAUAAAUUGAUUUGAAACGAGAAACUUACAGAACACGUAUGGAACCUCCGUUUGCCAGCUUUUUUACUUCUUGUUGUUGGAACUUUGCAAUCGAGUUACUGGUACAUUUGACAAUGCUUCAGGCUUCAUAUUAAUUAACAAUUGACAACUUCAAAUAAGGAGAGUUUUAAACUGUUAUGUUAUAAUUAUGAGUGUCAACUAAGUUAUCUAUAUAUAAGUAUCUGUAUUUUUGUAAACUUAAAGUAUUGUGUUUGUAUAUACUUUUGCAUUGUACAUUCGUUUAUUUCACUUAUUUCUCAGGAGAUACUUUUUCAUGGAAAUAAGUUCUAGCAGAUAUUUACUGAUAACAUUAUAUAUAUGCAGUAAUAUGAAGUCAGGGGCCUGUAGUUCAGUGUUUGUCGUUGGUUUAUGUCUGUCAUAUUUGUUUUUUGUUAAUUGUUUUGUUAAAAAUUAGGCCGUUAGUUUUCUACAUUGAAUUGUUUCAUAUUUUUCAUGUUGGGGCCUUUUAUAGCAGACUAUACAGUAUGGGUUUUUCUCAUUGUUGAAGGCUGUAUGGUUCCCUAUAUUUGCUUUCAUCCACUUUAUUUGAGCUUUGGUAGAUAGUUGUCUCAUAAUAGACUCUCAUUGGCAAUCAUACCUCAUCUCUUUAUUUUUAUAGUAAUGUGAAUUUAUGUACACCAUCAUUUAUAUUGUAUAAAAAAUUGUAAAUUUAAGUACAGGAGAUAAAGGCACAAUUACAAUGCACUGUUUAUAUAAAAUUUUAUAGUUGAGAGGUUUGCUUUAGAAUAUUUAGAUCAGUCAUCAGUUUAACUUACCUUGUUUGAAUGAUAAUAUUAUCUUUUGUCAUGGCUUUUUUAUUUCAAAAAGUGUUAUUUACAUUUCAUUCCAUUCUCUAAGUUUACAGUACUGCUCUAAAGCUAAAACAUAGUCAAAAUGAUAAAAAAUUAAACAAUCUUUUACAAAGAUAUCUCAUUUCAUGUUUAUGUGAUUGAAUAAAUUACCUGGAAAGAUUAUAUGGAUGAGAUGAAUCUGAUUGACUUAUUUUUGUCGAGCCUUCGACUUUAGUCGAAAAAGCGAGACAUAGCGAUCCUACAUUCUGUCGGCGGCGGCGGCGUCCACAAAUAUUCACUCUGUGGUUAAAGUUUUUGAAAUUUUAAUAACUUUCUUAAACUAUCCUGGAUUUGUACCAAACUUGGACAGAAGCUUGUUUAUGAUCAUAAGAUAGUAUCCAGAAGUAAAUUUUGUAAAAAUAAAAUUCCAUUUUUUCCGUAUUUUACUUUUAAAUGGACUUAGUUUUUCUGCCGGGAAAUAUUACAUUCACUCUGUGGUUAAAGUUUUUAGAAUUUUAAUAACUUUCUUAAACUAUCCUGGGUUUGUACCAAACUUGGACAGAAGCUUUUUUAUGAUCAUAAGAUAGUAUCCAGAAGUAAAUUUUGUAAAAAAAUAAAUCCAUUUUUUCCUUAUUUUACUUUUAAAUGGACUUAGAUUUUCUGCCAGGAAACAACACAUUCCUUCUGUGGUUAAAGUUUUUAAAAUUUUAAUAACUUUCUUAUACUAUUUUGGAUUUGUACCAAACUUGGACAGAAGCUUGUUUAUGAUCAAAAGCUAGUAUCUAGAAGGAAAUUUUGUAAAAAAAUAAAUCCAUUUUUUCCGUAUUUUACUUUUAAAUGGACUUAGAUUUUCUGCCAGGAAACAACACAUUCACUCUGUGGUUAAAGUUUUUAAAAUUUUAAUAACUUUCUUAUACUAUUUUGGAUUUGUACCAAACUUGGACAGAAGCUUGUUUAUGAUCAAUGCUAGUAUCUAGAAGGAAAUUUUGUUUUCUUCCAGUUAACAUUACAUUCAGUCUGCAGUUAAAGUUUUUAAACAUUUAUUAGAUUCAUAAACUAUCCUGGAUUUUUACCAAACUUGGACAGAAGCUUCUUACAAUCAAAAGAUAGUAUCAAGAGGAAUAUUUUUAUUUUUAUUUACUUCCUCAUUUUUGUUGAGCCUGCGAUUAACAGAAAAAGUAAGCGAGACACUGGGUUCCACGGAACCCUUACAAAUUUUUUUAAUGAGAAGAAUCUGAAUGGCCUAUUUCUUUUAUGAUUAAUCUGAUUGACCUAUUUCUUUUAUGAGAUGAUUUUGAUUGACCUUUUUCUAUGAGAUUAUUUGGAUUGACCUAUUUACUUUGAGAUAAUUGUUAUUGACCUAUUACUUUUAUGACACAAUUCUGAUUGACCUAUCCUUAUUUAAGUAGAUUAUUGUUGAGCUAUUUCUUUUAAGAUGAAUCUGAUUGACCUAUUUCAUUUAUGACAUGAUUAUAUUGACCUGUUUAUUUUCUGAAAUGAUUUUGAUUGACCCAUUACUUUUGUUAGAUGAUUAUUACAGACCUGUUUCUUUUGAGGUGAUUUGGUUUGACCUAUUUCUUCAACUGUUAGAAUGAUGCCAAACAUGUGGAAAGUACAGUUAAAUUUUUGAUGAAAUUGUAUAUAUAUAGAUUCUACCACUGCAUCGAGUGUGAUACGAUAUUUAUCCACUCGAGACAGUUAAAUUUUCAAAUUUAAAACGCGAGGCUUGCCGAGCGUUUUAAAUAUUUAAAAUUUAACUGUCGAGAGUGGAUAAAUAUCGUAUUACACGAAAUUUGGUGGUGGAAUCUGUUUCUCUAAUGAUUUUCAAACAAUAUGUAGGCAAACUUAUUCCAUCUUUUCGAAUGAUCUGUAAAAAGAUGUGUUCUUUCUAUGUGACGUCAUCAGGCAUGGUCGCCUUUUUUCAUGCCGUCACAAUAGGAAAUUCAGAGGAAAGCAAGUAAAUUCGGAUUUCAACCAAUGAAGAACUGAGAUCAAACGAACCACACGUUGAUUAAAUUUUUUUUAUACAAUGGGUGCAGAAAGGGAUAAAUUGACGAAGAAUAAGAGAAAUAUCCUUGGCUUAUUUUGCUUUGGAAUAGCAAACAUGACUGUUAUGGUGACAAAUAUGGUCCUGUUUUUCUCCAUAGGAAAUAACAUUUUAAAAUUGUUUCACAUGGCUUAGACCAUUAUAAAACUUAAAUGAUGAUGUCUAAAUUAAUUCAUUUUGUGAAUAGAUUGUGCAAUGUUAUGGUUAAUAUAUAGAAUCUAAAGAUAUUUUUGUAUUACACAUAUCAUUCCUGGCCAUAAAUGGUGCUAAUGUUUCUCUUUCCUGUGGCAUUAUUUUAAGAUGUAUUUGAAUCAGUUAUUAAUUUUGAAUAUGUGUUCAUAGUGCUUCUCUGUAAACUUGGUUGGUAAAAUUUUUGUGGACGCUAAGUUUAACCCAAUUAUUGUAUGUAUAUAUUUCAGUAAUCACAUAAAGUUUUGUUGAUGUUUUUUUCUCGAUCAACCUAUCAGAAAUCUUAACAUGCAAUUAUGAUCUACAUUAUUUUGAUCUUCUUUAUCUUGAUUUAUAUGUUAUCAUUUAAGCUAAUACAUUAAGCACAUCACUGAUUUCGAUAACUAGAUUUCUAGAUUGUCUUAAUCAAAUGCAAACAAUUUUAGUCCAUUAGUGUUGGUAAUGUGAUCUAAUUUCACAUAUGUAUUAUGUCCCUUUUUGAAAGAAAAUGUAGAUUUUUGGGAAAUUCAGAAUACUAAAUACAUCCUUUAUGUGUUGUUUUAUUUCUGUUUAAAUGGGCAGUUAAAUAUUAUUGUCAAUCCUAUGUCAGACAUUAUAUGAUAACUAUCCCUCAAAUCAUUCAUUAACUUUUCACUCAUUAACAUGGUUAGCCACAAAACUUAAGGGCCCUAUAAAUUUAUUAAAAAGAUGUUUAAACCUUAUAAUCCUAAUUAAAAAAAAAAUAGUACUUAGUUCAAUUAAUCCAUAGAUUUGUUAUUUAUUUUGAAAGGCCACUGGCUACCAUUCUGGGUAAUAUUGCCAAGCUUAGGAUUUUCCUGGAAAUACCUAUCAUAUUGAAUUUUCAAAUGCCAGUAGAUUAUUUUAUUAAAAACGUACCAAAAAAAUAAAAGACCUACAUUACAAACAGUUUUUAUGCCCCUGCUGUAGCGGUGGGGGCCUUAAGUUUUACCCUUGUCCGUCUGUACGUACGUACGUCCCAAAAUUGGUUUCCGUUCUCUAACUUGAGUUUGUCUCAACCAAAUGUUAUGAAACUUAUACACAAUGCUUAUUACCACAAAACACAGAUCAAGUUUGAAUUUUUGUGACGUCACUUUAACUGUUUUAGAGUAAUGCCCCUUUAUAAAUGGAAAAAUUGCAAAAUUUUUAGUUUCCGUUCUCUAACAUAAGUUUGCCUCAACCAAAUGUUAUCAAACUUAUACACAAUGCUUAUUACCACAAAACACAGAUCAAGUUUGAAUUUUGGUUGCAUCACUUUAACCGUUCUAGAGUUAUGCUCCUUUAUAAAUGGAAAAAUUGGAAAAUUUUUAUUUUCUUUUAAAUAUCAAGUAAUUUUUAAAAUUGGAGUUAUCUUCCUUUGUCCAUGAUUAUAUUUGAAUCAACUACUAUCAAUGCUUUAUACAAUGCAAUGUUUAAUUUUGACUUCCACUGAUAAAACACAGAUCAAGUUGAAUUUGGGAAGUGUCACUUUAACCAUUAUUGAGUUAUGCCCCUUUAUAAAUCGAAAGAUUGCAAAAUAUUUAGUUUCCAUUCUGUAACUUAAGUUUGCCCCAACCAAACUUUAUGAAACCUAUACACAAUAUUCAUUACCACAAAACUAAGAUCAAGUACAAAUUUUUUGUUUCCGUUUUCUAACUUUAGUUUGCUUCAACCAAAUGUUAUGAAACUUAUACACAAUGCUUAUUACUACAUAAUACAGAUUAAGUACGAAAUUUGGUGGCGACACUUUUACCAUUCUUGAGUUAUGUCCCUUUAUAAACAUAAAAAUUGUUCUCUAACUUUAGUUUGUCUCAUCCAAAUGUUAUAAAACUUAUAAACAAACGUUCUAGAGUUAUGCGUGUUUACAAAUAGAAAAAUUGCUGAAUUUUUAGUUUCUGUUUUCUAAAGUUAGCCUCAACUAAAUGUUAUGAGACUUACACACAAUGCUUAUUACCACAAAACUCAGAUCAAGUUCAAAUUUGGGUAGCAUCACUUUUACCGUUCUUCAGUUAUGUCCCUUUAUAACUAUAUGAUAUGCAAGCGGGGGCAUCAUCUGUGUCCACAUGUGGACACUAUCCACAUUUAUUUUUCAAUAUUAUAUAUUAGGGAUGUCAACGAGUACUCGAGUAUUCGAGUAUUGCUCGGUAGUACCGAGUAUCGAAUACCAAACCGAUACUCGACUAAUGGGUUUCCUGUUAGAAUAUUGCUGUUUUCUUUAUAUUAAAUUGGUCUUCUUGAGAUCCUCUUUUGGAAAAUUAAAUAGGCAUCACUGAUUAAUCAUACUAGUAAGUAAAAUACAUUUUGUUUCGAAUGCUUGUGCUAAAUUGUCAUUUAAAAUGCCUCCGAAAAUAUGUGGGCUAUACCUAGGCUAACACUUUAAACUAAACAUGUCUUAGCCAUUCCGUCACAUCGGUACCGUCAGAGCAAAUAUUUUCAUCUGCAAGACUGUAAUUUACAAAGUUGCAAAACCGACUGUCCCCAAUAAUAGUUGACAAGAAAAUGUUUCCAAAUAAAACAAAUUCGUUGCAUCCUCAGUCUGAUGACCCUCAGUGAAUAGUUAAACUUCUAAUCAUUACGCCUUUGUAAACAUUAAAUGUGUUUUCUUAACGAUUACCAAAUACUAUUGUUUGAUAUGUUUUUUCCUUGUUAUAAUUUUUAAAUAGGUGUUCUUUAAAUUAUGUUGAUUAGAUUAUUGUUUUUUACUUAAUUAGUACUUGUAGGUAAUGAGCUUUUAAUUAUGGUGUGUAAUUCCUUGUUCCAGAUACUUAUGUAGAUGGUUUUUCGUCCGUUGAACAACAAACGAUAGAAUAUAAAGUACGCAUUUUUAUGUUUCCGUGUUGUAGAUAUUUUCCCGAGCGAGUACUCGAGUAUCGCUCGAUAAAACCAACAAAUACUUGAUUAGUAAUUGUUCACCGAGUUGACAUCCCUAUUAUAUAUUAAUAGAUUUAAUAAAACAAGCGCAAAAAUAACCUCUGAUGUUGAUAUUUGACACAAGAUAAAAUAAUGAAAGAAUUGUUUUUUACAAUCUGUUUUAAGUUAGCAUGGCCUAGAAAUUUUUAUUAUUACUUUUGUAAAUUGUUGAAAUGUAAAAAAAUUGUAAAUGAACAUUUAAAAACUGUUUUGAAUAUAUUUGCAAUAUUCCUAUGAUGUCUUUGUGGUCUGCAUGUUUUGAUCACCUUUAAUGUCCUUUUAUUUAAGUUUGAAUGAGUAUAAUUAAUUUUUUGUUUGUAUGAGUAAACACAUUUUUGUAUUGUAGUGAGAUUGUUUAAAUGAAGAUGUGUAAAAUAAAUAAUAUUGAGUGAAA